CCGUCGCUCUGAACCUGAGUCCUCGCCGGCGAUUGGUGGGCAAAGCCUUCUUUUCCAUUUUUUUUAACUGAGCUUUCAGAGAGAAAAUACAGUCAGUUUCUGUUGUUUUUUGGUGGCACUGAGGGUAAUACUGCUGGAGGAUGGCUAAUAAUCCCCACUAUCCUGGCAUUCAGCCAUUCCAGCAUCCGAAUGCCAGCUCCAUAGAUUUACCUCGAGGCUUUGCUCCAUCCAUGAAUAUUCAGCUUCGUCCUACCAUUCAAGCUCAGCAGCCUGAGCAAGUUGCUCGUUUGGCUUCGCAAAAUUUUCAAUGUGUUGGGAGAGGUGGCACAACGAUAAACACUGGAUUUCCACCUCAAUCUUAUGCGCCUCAGUUAUUACAACCAAUGCACCAUUCGCUUGAAAGACAUAGCCAACCAAAUCAGGUGCAACAUGUGACACUAGGACAUCCGUCUCUAAUUUCACAGCCAAAUGUGUCAAUUGCCUCUGGUACCUUCUUGCCGGAGCCUUGUGUACAAACUUCAGAUAUUAGUAUGAAUGGGGGACCUAGGGAAUUCUUUCGGUAUCCGAGUGCCACACCUUUCGAACAUCUGAGGGCACCAAGUCAAGCCACUGGACCAAGCAGUCAUAGUCAGGCACAACAAAGAGAACCUAUCAGUCAGGCUAAUGCACCAUUUUCUGUAAUGAAUCCAACAUUUGAACAUCCAAAGGUAGUUUUUUCUCAACCUAUACCUUCUCAAGAGGUUGUAACAGAUUGGGUUGAGCAUACCUCGGCGGAUGGGCGGAGAUAUUUUUUCAACAAGAAGACGAAGCAGUCCACUUGGGAGAAGCCUGUUGAGUUGAUGACUCUAUUUGAGAGAGCAGAUGCAAAAACUGACUGGAAAGAACAUUCAAGUCCUGAUGGAAGAAAGUAUUUUUACAAUAAGGUUACCAAGCAAUCAACAUGGACAAUGCCUGAGGAGAUGAAGAAUGCUCGUGAACAAGCAGAAAAGGCAUCUGUUCAAGGGCUUCAUGCAGAAGGCGUUGUUGAUGAUCCUAAGGUGCUGUCUAGUUCUGAUACAGCAUCGACUGCAGCUCCGACUAGUUUACCAAGCCAAACAUCAUCUACACUUCCAACAUCUGAUACCAGUGAGAAACUAGCUCUUACUUCUGAUUGGCAGCAGGUCGCUUCAGUCCCUGGAAGCUCUUCCUCGGUUGCAAAUGUUGAUCAAGUUCAGGCAAUUGCAGAUAAAACACCAGAAUUGUGUGAUACUGCAAAAACUGAUAAUCCUUCUGCCACUGUGAUGAUUAGUUCUGCUGCUACAUUGGUUGACAAGGAAACAGUAUCAACCGAGAACAGUGGAAAUGCAGAUGACGUGUCAGCUAAAAACUCAAAUCAAGGUAGUGGGGCUGGACCAAAAGAAAGCCAAAAAGAUGUGGUGGAUAGUGAAAGAGUUGACAGCCAGUCGGAAGGAAAACAAAUUCAUCAAGAGAAUUUUUCUUAUACCAACAAAUCGGAAGCUGUAGAUGUCUUCAAAUCACUUUUGAAAUCUGUCAAUGUUGGAUCUGACUGGACAUGGGAGCAGGCCAUGAGAGAAAUAAUUAAUGAUAGACGAUACGGGGUUCUGAGGACUCUUGGAGAGCGGAAGCAAGCCUUCAAUGAGUUCUUAACUCAAAUGAGAAAAGCAGCAGAGGAAGAAAAGAUAGCCAGACAGAUAAAACGAUAUGAAGAUUUUAAAACGAUGUUAGAGGAAUGCGUGGAGCUUACUCCUUCUACUCGGUGGAGCAAAGCCGUGACUAUGUUGGAAGACGAUGAGCGUUUCAAAGUUGUUGAACGAGUAAAAGACCGUCGUAAUAUUUUUGAAGAUCAUAUCAGUGAUCUAAAGGAGAAGGAGCGGGUGAAAGCUCUUGAGGAUCGCAAGCGGAACAUAACUGAAUACAGGAGAUUUUUGGAAUCUUGUAGUUUCAUCAAGCCUACUAGCCAAUGGCGCAAAGUCCAGGACCGCUUAGAAGCGGAUGAAAGAUGUUCACGUCUUGAGAAAAUUGAUCAGCUAGAAAUCUUUCAGGAGUAUCUGCGGGAUCUGGAAAGAGAAGAAGAGGAGAAAAAGAAGAUACAAAAGGAGGAACUAAAAAAAGCAGAGCGAAAGCAUCGUGAUGAGUUCCGUUGUCUGAUAGAUGAACAUAUUGCUACAGGAGAGCUUACUGCCAAAACUAGUUGGCGUGAUUAUUUAACAAAGGUCAAAGAUUUACCGGUAUAUUUAGCAAUUGCAUCGAACUCCUCUGGAGCUACACCAAAAGACUUAUUUGAAGAUGCUGUUGAGGAUUUGAAAAGAAAGUAUCAGGAGCUCAAAUCUCAGAUAAAGGACGUAUUGAAGCUGAGAAAGGUAACGUUAUCCGCUGGAUCAACGUUUGAUGAGUUCAAAGUCUCGGUUUCUGAGGGCAUCGGUUCCCCAUCUAUUCCUGACGUUAAACUGAAGUUAGUGUUUGAUGAUUUGCUGGAAAGGGCAAAGGAGAAGGAAGAGAAGGAAGCUAGAAAACAGACUCGGAAUACUGAGAAAUUGGUGGAUAUACUUCGCUCCUUCAAGUAUAUAACUGCCUCUUCAUCCUGGGAGGAUUCUAAGCAUCUUGUUGAAGGUAGUGAAAAGUUCCGUAAUAUAGGAGACGAGAGCUUCCGGAAGAAGACAUUCGAGGACUACGUGUUACACCUCAAAGAGCAAGCAAAAAGGAUCAAACAGAACAAGAAGGAACAUGUUAGAGAGGAACAUGACAAGGGGAAUGAUAGAUACGGAAGAGAGAAAGACAGAGUGCGAGAAAGAGAUAAUGAAGAUCAUCGUAGGAGAGGUUCAGUUGAUAAUCACAACCAUGAUGUGAACGAACUCCAUGGUAAAGAACGUAGAAGAUCAGGAAGAGAUAGUUACAGUAGACAUCGAGAAAGACACACUACUGUGCAGGAAUUUGAAACCGACCAUUACAAAGAAUCUCAUAAAGCUGGUGGUGGGCAUAAGAAAUCAAGACAAGAGCGAGGGGAAGCAGAGGACGAAAGCAGGAAAAAGCGGCGUAGAAAUGAGAAAGAGAGUGAGCAAACAAAGGGUGCGGAAAAGGAAGAGGAGCUUGAAGAUGGAGAAUGUGGUCGGUAUUGAAAACCUUAUGUGACAUCAUGUUUGGAGAUCUUGAGGCUUUUAACUUACUUGGGUUGAGUUUCUCAUUAUAAACUCUUUUAGUUACAAACAAAUGAUCAUGUCGGGCUACAGCUUUAACUUAAUGAGAAAUUGAUGGGUAGGAGUUUUACCUUUUUUUUAUAACAUUUUGUUGUAUAACCGUUUUUGUUGAAUACAUUGGUCCGGUGGCGUUGUCAAGGUUCAGU
Messenger RNA from Eruca vesicaria subsp. sativa (arugula), 3340 nucleotides. Lineage: Eukaryota; Viridiplantae; Streptophyta; Magnoliopsida; Brassicales; Brassicaceae. The record is from the annotation of a GenBank genome assembly.